AUGGCAUCCCUGUCUGACAGGCUAUCCUACUCAUCCAGCGAAACAUCCAUCCCUGACAUGGAGGAGCUGGCCGCCAUCGCCAGGAGAAAGAGAGCGGACAUACCUGCAAAACGGUCUGAGGGCUCACCGAUGAUGGAGGGAACAUUGAAGGCCCUCCUGGACGACCUCCACAGCAACCUAGAAGCUGACAUCAACUCCUUUAAAGAGGAGAUCAGCGGAGUGUCAAGGCACCUCCAUGAAGCAUCACACUCCACAGAGGCGCAUAGGGAUGCAAUCGUCCGCUUCCAGAACGGGCCGGACAGGCAGACGCUCCUGAUGGCGCUGCAGAACAAAACACCAUACGACUUUGAAGGCCACAAGCUCAUGUUCUACCCAAACCUUUCCAGGGCAACACUAGAGUGGCGCAGGUCCCUGAUAUGGCACAAUAUCCCUUAUAAAUGGAGCACCCCAAAAUAUCUACUGAUACCCCGGGACUCAGGGAAUCUAAAAAUUCAAGAGGCCACGGAAAACUGGGACUGCCCACGACUCCAGAGGAUACCGACAACCCAAGUGCCGCAACCACACACCUAG
Pelobates cultripes (western spadefoot toad) is the source of this 570-nucleotide messenger RNA. The record is from the annotation of a GenBank genome assembly. Lineage: Eukaryota; Metazoa; Chordata; Amphibia; Anura; Pelobatidae.